UGCGCAAACGCGCCUAGGUGGCAGCGAGAGGGAAGCAAAUCUCGCGACGCGCCUUAAGGGCGCAUUUUCACGAGUGAAAGCAUUAAUGUUGUGCACUUCGCCCUUGCCAUGGACGCCAUGCUAUGGAUAUCAUUUAUCGAGGCACCACCGUGGUGAACGGUCGGGUCAGUUCGUUCCUUCCCCCGUCGCGCCGUUUACGUAUUACGUACGCGCGUCUGCAUCCGUCUUGAGCGACGAAUUGCAUAUUCCUGGCCGCGAUCGCGUCUCGCCCGCCUAGUUGAAAGCCGUCGAGCUACCGAGUGACGAAUUCACACUGCGCGCUGACCUGACACGUCGCGAUCGGCAUUCACGCACCGUACGCAAAUUCAUAUUCGGACUCGUUCGAGUAUAACCUAAAAACCGUCGUGAAUGUUGGUAGUUCCCGCGGACCCGACGGCCUCCACCUCCUCUUCCUCGUUCCGUAACCGAUCGCACCUGCGAAGCCGCGCGAGAUCACGGCGCGUUGUCAAGUUGCACGCGGUCGCCGCGUAAAAGCGUCGCGGACGUAAGCGGAUACGCGCGCAGCGGCACAGCUGCACACGUCGCUCCUGUGUCACGGGCAUAAGGACAUAUUUUUUCGACGUCAAACAGUUACCGGGAAAGUAGUCAAAAUUCCGGUCCCCACUAGGAAACGAGAAGGCCCCCAACAAACCGGCGGCAGGAACCCACCGUUCACUGGCGAAGAACCGUCGUCGGCGGGCAGAAUGAACAGCAAGAGGAAGAAUCGUUCCAACAACAACAGAUCUCCGCGAGCUCGUGGCCCACAGGAGAGAUGCGUCGCAGCAGAGGGAGUAUACAAUAAUGCUCAUUUCAUGCAUGCCAUCACUAGCCAUGUUGGCAAUACAGUACAGAUUCAAACACAAAAUGGCUCAGUAUAUGAAGGUAUCUUUAGGACGUUUUCCAGUCAGUUUGAUGUAGUACUGGAGAUGGCCCAUCGUGUAGACAGUUCGGGCAAAAUAAGUGUAGAUAGCGUAGUUGAGAAAUUAAUUUUUAAACCGCAAGACAUUGUCACCAUGUCAGCGAAGAAUGUGGACCUGGAUUAUGCCAUAAGAGAUACUUUCCAAACGGACACAGCUAUUAGUAAAUUCAAUGGCUUAAUCGGUGAGAAAGAACUGGAGCCUUGGGAUGCUCCGAGCACUAUGAACGGGGCUGACCUAGAACUGGACGGUGCCGCUAAUGGUUGGGACGUUAACGAAAUGUUCCGCAAAAACGAGCAGGAUUACGGGGUCCAAACGACGUUUGAACCUUCUUUAGUUGGUUAUACGCUUCAGCUCCAGCGCAAAGAUACGAAGGACUACAAGGAGCAGGAGCAAAAGGCAGCUGAAAUAGCAAAUGAGAUUGAGUCUCAGCCCAAUCAUAGAGCUAGGUUAGAAAUGGAGAACGGUGACGAAGAGGAGAGAUUCGCAGCUGUGGCAAGACCUACCGAAGGAAAAUAUGUGCCGCCGCCGUUGAAGAAGAAGAGCGGCAACACCGGCAAAUUAAUGAGGUCUAACGAACCCCCGUCUUCGCCAGGGACUACGAACGAUAAGAAUGUCUACAGCCAACCGUCUUCGUCCGCGGUUAGCGUUCCACAGUCGAAUAUACCGGUCGGAAUACAAUCCGCUCAUGCGUCGGUACAACAUCCGGUAUCCUUGAACAUGGGCAUGCCGCCUAGCGGAGUGGUUGUUACGUAUAAUAAUCCACCGCCGCCGUUUGUACCUCCACCGACCACACAAUCGCAGCAAGGGAUUCAGCAGAACCAAGCGCAACCACCUUCUAUGCCGCAAGUGGGCUUCCCGCCGCAACAACAACAAACCCCCUCGAGUAAGAUAAAUACGGAGAAACGUGAACGUCCCGGGAGGCAACAGGUCUAUCAAGCCGAUAAAGCACCGCCAGCUCCGUUCCCUCAGUCUAACGUUGCGUCUUCGCAUCAGCAACAACAGUCUUCUCAUCAACAGCACACGUCGCAACAGAAUUCCGUGGAGGGACAGCGAUGCGAAAUAGUGACGCAUAAAUCGGAUCACAGGAAGGUUUCGACACCACGCGGCAGAGACGAGCAGCAUUCAGAGCUGAGACAGUUCGCCACGGAGUUCAAGUUGGCGGAGUCGCAAGGGCCUCCUGACACCCCGCAAAUCUCCAGGAAACAGCAGCAUCAGCAGGAGGUACAUUCCGCUACUCAGACUCAUCAUCAACAUACGAGUCCGCAGCAGCAACCGCCGACGCACAGUAGUUCUCACCAGCAACAUCAGGCUGUAGCGGAGGAGCCAGUGGUUACCAGUAAGCCGCCACCUGGCCCAGUAAGAUCUACGAGCCCGCCGCAGCAGUCGCAGCAACAGCCGCCGCCACCGCAAACGAACACGCAGACCGUGGUGCAGCAGUCGCCACCGGAAGCCGGAGUCGACAAGAUAACUAACGCUUUCAAGAAGUCAACUUUAAAUCCCAACGCUAAAGAAUUUAAUCCAAACGCGAAGCCGUUCACACCGAGGUCCCCGAGCACACCGACGCCUAGUCGACCGCAUACACCUCAGACUCCGCAGUAUACAGGAGCGACUAUACCGGCGACUAUGGUCAUGCCCGUGUAUGCGAUGACUAAUCAACCACCGCCGGCUUUCAACCAACCUCCUGCCCAACAAGUGACGAGGUUCCGAAAGGUGCAAAUGAUGCCACAUCGCGCGCCAGAUAUAACAUCGCAGAUGCAGGUGGCCGCUGCAACGGGACAGCCGUUACUGGCGCCGGCUCCGUUGCACCCUCCAUUCCAGGUGCCUUAUCCGGGACAACCGACGUACCAGCAAAUGGUGCGCAUGGUCCAGACACCGGCGCCGCCACCGCACAUGGCCACGCCGUAUCAUCACCAUCAUGAUUCGCAGGGACCGCAAGCCCCCGGUAUUCAAUACAUGGGCCCGCACACUCAUCCGCACCCUCACGUCGCGCAACAGCCACCUAGCCAAACACCGUCCCCGGCCAAUCCCAAUCAACCACACACGCCGGGCGCUUAUAAUCCACCCGGCACUCCACAGCCCACGUACCCACAACCACCACCUCAGGGUCACGCUCCGAGUUAUCCAAUCAUGUGCCCCAUUAUUCCGCCCCAUAUUCCGAUCCCGCCACAGCACAUGCAAUACCUGCCGCCACAGCCGCCCCCGGGAGCGCAGCAAACUAUACCAGUCAUUCUGCCACAUAAUCAGUAGCUGCAACAUGAAUUAAUCGAAGAGAAAGAAGAUCGCUAGUAUUCUGCUGAGAUAGAGAAUAAAACUUUCGAAAUUGAGUUACUUUCAUGAUGACGCGAGAAUUGCCCGAAAGAAAGAUUCACCAUGAUCCACCAGUGGCCUCUUGGAGGGAUUCAUUCGUAUUGCCGCUAGUCGGCGUCACCAUUCAAACGGCAGCCAAUUACCAAUCUUCUAUAUCGAUAAGCGAUCUGAAAUUGUCUUGUUUACUUUGUGUUACAGCGAGAGGACAAAAGAACAAUUUAUAUACUGAGCUAGUUAGUCGGUACAAAACGAUGAUACGCCGCAUGAUGUUUUAAAAAAAUGGUUUUAACCUACUGUUGCAAUCAUGAAAGUAACUUACCCCUUCACAUGUAGGUCGAUUAACGAAAGGAUGACCUAUGCUUGUAUUAUUGAGUCGUUCAAAAAUUUGACCAUUGAUUGUUUCAAUCAAAUUUUAAGAUUGCGAAACGAUUGUUUAACAUCACGCCAUUCCCUGUAAAACUUCCGCAAGUUUAUUUUUAUCGGAUUAAUAUGCCAGAUGCAGAAAGAAAUUGAUCUGAGGUUUCUUUUAUAUCGUGCAUUUUUAUUGCGUAGUGCCUAAUAUAUUGGAGGAUACAGGAGAGUACGCUCGUUUAAUACAUAGAUUUUAAAUUCAAAAGGUUUCAAUAUUACCUCAACAAACGUAGUUCGCACUACUUCGACGACGCAUGUACCUUCAAGAAAGGAAAACAAAUUCCAAAUAUUACGCUGAGAUUUCCGAGCGGUCACGCGAAUGUUUUUCUUUCCUUUCUCUUUCCUUUUAUACGCGAAAUAAUUAUCGAAAUUACGUAAAGAUAGAGUAUAUAUAUAUAUAUGGAAGUAUAUGGCAUAUUUUUCUGCUCGCGCUUUCAUACGCGAUAAUUCCACUUGCAAAGAAGAACGAGACGAGUACGCAAAAAGAAAAAAAAAUGAAAAAGAGAAAAGGAAAAAAAGAGAAGACUUUUUGAAAGUCGCAACUUCUGAUCAGAUCCGAAACGAGCGAUAAUAAACGAAGUUGGAGCGCGGCUGCAGGGUAACACUAGCGGAGUACGCGAUUCUGCGGUUUGUUGAUAAUGAGUUUUGUUACGAGAUGUUGAUACGCGCAGGAUCCCCGAAUGUGAAUGACUACGCCGAGCAUGCGAUACGACAUCUGCAUCCCGAUAAACCACGCUAUUGUUAAAAAAUGGUGCUGAUACUGUCGCGAACAGUAAGCAUCUAAGAGGUACAAAAUUCGCAUAUCUAAACACAUGUGAACUCCGACUGAUCAUUUUCAAAAAGGAAAGAAAUAAAAGGAACGAUUGUUAACAAUAUUUUGCCCCAGUUGGCUUGAUACAAUCUAUGUUCUUGCUGUGUGUAUUUCAUAUAAUGUUCCAACACAAUAAAUACCGAGUGAAAUGAGAGUUGCAUCGUUAGGGAGACGAUGUUGUUUGAAAUCACACUGUGACGAUGCGUAAAAGCAUAUUCUGCAGAGUGUUGAAAAAAUCUGGAGCCAAACUUCGGGAAUUUCUAGUGUCAAUACACACGGUGCAUCGAGUAUAAAAUUUCAAGUGCAAGUGGCUGCAACGAGUCAUUAAUAUCUACAUUCUCACAUUGCUCUAAAUAUCUUACUCAGGACAAUCGGCGUAUCAGCAGCAAAUGAUUGCACUAUUCAUUGCUAUUGCAGGAUUCUAUAGAAAAAUAGUUACUCGGUCAAAUCAGUCUUGCGAAACAACUGUCACUGUACUUCUUUUUCAACGAUAGUGAAACAAAGAUGAGAGAAAUCGCAUUUCCCUUCAACGUUGUGUGGUCUAACGUAGAAUAGUGAUUGAUAAGAUACUUAGUGAUCAAAGGCAACGCCCUAAAGUAUUUACUAAACUAGAAUUUUAAUCAACAUAAUCUUAACAGACGCAAUUUUCCUUCGGAUAUUUAAACUAUUUAUUUAUUUUUUAAUUGGAAGCCAGUAAAAAGUGUAACUUAUAUUGAACGUAAAUACAUUUUCUAUCGAGUGCAUAUGUAUACGUAUAUAUACAUAUAUGUUAAUAAAUAUAUGUACAUAUAUAUAUGUAUAUUUACAAAUAUUAUCUUGCGGUUUAAAAAAUUAAUUUCUAUAUUGAUCGUUUACGAGUUCUGCUUCUUUGACGUAGUACCGAAAAUGACACAUCGUGUGGACAGUUUGGACGAAGUAAGUGGAGAGAUAGCUUAGCCGAAAAAUUAAUUUUUAAGCCGCAAGAAAUCGUUACCGUGUCUGCGAAGAAUGUGCACUUGGAUUACGUAAUAAGAGAUACUUUUUAAACGGAUACAGCCACUAGUAAAUUUAAUAACUUAAAUCGGCGAGAAGGAGCCUUGGGAUGCCUCAAGUACUAUGAACGGGGCUGAUUUAGAGCUGGAUGGUGCUGCUGUAAGUCUACAAACUUAUUGCACACGAAGAUCUGGUAAAUAUUCAAUUAUAUGUGAAGUUAUUUACUUUCAGAAUAUAGUUGGGACGUUAAUGAAAUAUUCACAAAAACAAACAGGAUUAUAGGGGUUUAGUCGACGUUUUGAACUCUCCUUGCACCCUUCGACUGAAUGAGAAGCCGAAAUCGCAAGUGAGAUCAAAUCUCACCUGAAUCAUAGGGCUUAGGGAUGGAAAAUGUCAACGUGGAAGAAAGAUUUGCAGCUGUGGUACGCAAGCUUCUUUGGUACGUCAAGACUUUGCCUUUGGCCACUGAAUAUCUUGUCAAUCACUACUUGAACUGAGAUAGGAUUCAAUGGAGGAAAAAAUAUCUUACUAUCGUGUUUUAACGAAGAAGAGGGCGAAAAAUAUUAGCGAACUUAUCAGAUAGUCACGAUAGACCAUCCUUUCCUUCCUCUUUGGACGAAAUACAAUAAUGAUGAUCGGAAUCUGCUUAAAUAUCUUCAGAAUUUAUUUUAAUAUCCAGAGUCCUUGAAUAUGUAGGAAUGCCGUUUUAUAAAUAAUGACGUAGAAUAAUCCGCCGAUAUCCGUUUUCCAGUUUGGUCUCCUCUUUUUUUAACGCCCUGUAUUUCCAAAAUUUUUAGAUAAUAUAUGAUAUUACAUAUGCGUUACAGCUUUGUUAUUAUAUAAAUCCAAAUUAUAAAUAUUUCUAUAUUUUUGUGUUGCACAACUUUUUGUUAAAACAUCGAUUUUUGUUAAUUGUUUGUAUGUAAAUUAUGCAUGAUUUCUUUGCUGAUGAAGACCAAUUCUUCUCGACUCAGACAUGAAAAGCAUAUUAACGUACGAUUUGACAAAUGCGCGAAAAUUGGCGCGAUGCGCUUGAUUUCUUGACGUUAAUUAUGUACCUCUUAUUAAUAAAGUGCAGGUGCUCGAUGUCGUUGAGAAAAGAAAGUUAAACAACUACGGCCUUAGACCUAGUCGUGUAUAUAAACAGGCGGAAGCGAAAACGACCUUUGUCUGAGAGAGGUAGUUGAGUGUGUGAGGCAUCGUUAGACAAAUUUUAUAUCGAAGAGAUUUAAAAAAAAAACAUCAAAAAAUAAAAUCAAUAUGUUAAAAAUCAA
This is a messenger RNA of Dinoponera quadriceps, 6734 nucleotides long. RefSeq names its product ataxin-2-like protein. Lineage: Eukaryota; Metazoa; Arthropoda; Insecta; Hymenoptera; Formicidae. Gene Ontology annotation, molecular function: RNA binding. Gene Ontology annotation, biological process: cytoplasmic stress granule assembly. The coding region runs from base 744 to 3206 and encodes 820 amino acids. The record is from RefSeq and is a predicted model, not a curated record. The transcript has 9 exons. Gene Ontology annotation, cellular component: cytoplasmic stress granule.